This is a messenger RNA of Gadus macrocephalus (Pacific cod), 2438 nucleotides long. RefSeq names its product homeobox protein Meis1-like. Lineage: Eukaryota; Metazoa; Chordata; Actinopteri; Gadiformes; Gadidae. Gene Ontology annotation, biological process: animal organ morphogenesis; hemopoiesis; embryonic pattern specification. The transcript has 13 exons. Gene Ontology annotation, molecular function: RNA polymerase II cis-regulatory region sequence-specific DNA binding; DNA-binding transcription activator activity, RNA polymerase II-specific. Bases 510 to 1634 code for a protein of 374 amino acids. The record is from RefSeq and is a predicted model, not a curated record.
GGAAAUAUCUCGCCUCCUCUCAGAUCUCAUUCGCGGGGUCUCGCAUCAAAGCAGGUCUGCGGUGAGUUGGGUGAUCGACGGGGACGAUGGGGACCUGGUUUUCAACGCUUGGCGCGCAUAUCUAAGGGCUUUGCAGUGCGGCGCGCGCAGGGGGAAUCCUCCUUAAUGAAGUCCCGCGUGACGCGCUGCGUGUUGAUUGACGAGCGGAGCGGCGGACCGGGGGCCACACACAUCUCUCCGGGGUUCUGGAGGGGCACGCUGUGGACAGACUGAGCUGUCGCCCGCGGUCGCUUUGUAUCGGAGCAGGCGAGGAGCCAUCGUUGUUUACUGCUCACUGCCUGGAGCUUGGCUGUCCCUUGGUCGGACUUAUGCUCUACGGUGGGGAGCUUGUGGAUCUCCUCAAACACAUCGGAUCGCUCCUCUGACGUCCGGACUUGGAUGUUUCUCUGAGCUCCAGCCCGGCCUUUAGGUGUGAUCGGAGUCGCAGGGUAUCGGCGCAGUGACGGCCGAUGGCGCAACGGUACGAAGAGCUGCCCCACUACGGGAUGGACGGGAUCCCCCUCACCAUGUACGGGGACCCGCACGCAGCCAGGGCCCUGCAGGCCGUGCACCUAGGCCACGGGCCCCAGUACCACCAGUACGCCGUCCCGCCCGGCGUGGGCUCCGGCGCCAACGACGCAGUAAACAGAGACAAAGACUCAAUUUACGGGCACCCUCUAUUCCCGCUGCUCGCGCUGAUCUUUGAGAAAUGCGAGCUGGCGACCUGCACGCCGAGGGAGAGCGGCGCGGCCGGCGGGGACGUCUGCUCCUCCGGCUCCUUCAACGAGGACAUUGCGGUGUUUUCCAAACAGAUUCGAUCAGAAAAGCCCUUGUUUUCUUCGAAUCCAGAGUUGGACAAUUUGAUGAUUCAGGCGAUCCAGGUUUUGCGGUUCCACCUCCUGGAGCUGGAGAAGGUCCACGAACUCUGUGACAACUUCUGUCACCGCUACAUCAGCUGUCUGAAGGGCAAGAUGCCCAUCGACCUGGUGAUCGACGACCGGGACGGGAACAAGUCGGACAGCGAGGACUUCCCCCGGCCCUCCGGAGCCCUGGACCAGAUGUCUUGGAGCCGGGACCAUGACGACACAGCCUCCGUCCGCUCAGCCGGCACCCCGGGUCCCUCCAGUGGGGGCCCCACCUCUCACAGUGGGGACAACAGCAGUGAGCAAGGCGACGGUCUGGACACCGGUGCGGCGUCGCCCAGUGGGGGGGAUGACGACGAGCUGGACCGCGACAAGAGGAACAACAAGAAGAGAGGGAUCUUCCCAAAGGUGGCCACCAACGUGAUGCGCGCCUGGCUCUUCCAGCAUCUGACUCACCCUUAUCCGUCGGAGGAGCAGAAGAAGCAGCUCGCACAAGACACAGGCCUGACCAUCUUGCAAGUCAACAACUGGUUCAUCAACGCCCGACGCAGGAUCGUUCAGCCCAUGAUCGACCAGUCCAACAGAGCAGUGAGCCAUGGCGGCCCCUAUACUCCAGAUGGUCAGCCAAUGGGAGGCUUCGUCAUGGACGGCCAGACACACAUGGGAAUCAGGCCACCUGGAACCCUAGGAGGCAUGGGCAUGGGCAUGGAGGGACAGUGGCACUACAUGUGAAGCCCUGGCUAGGGGCCCCUCUGGACUCAGGACUACACGCAAGGCCCGGCCUGGACAUCCUGUCAUCCCCUCCCCCUCAGAGCCCCUCUCUCCCGGCAGGCUGGUCCAGAGAGCAACCAGCCCCCCCCCAAUGGACACCCUGCCCUAGCCUUGCCUUGGCUCGCUGUCAGCAGAGCUGACAUCAAACGCCUCCUGAAACCAGGGUUCCCCCCAUGGCAUUUGAAGUGUGGGGGACCAUUGUUUUCCAAACACCUGCUCCUGACCUCUCCCUCCGUCUCCUACGUGAAGACCCCUGGCCCACACUGAGGGAGGACGGCGAAAACCAAAACGUAAAGAGGAAGCACGUUGUAGAUGAGCAUGUAGAGAGGGUGCUGGAGAUUGGGGGGGGGGGGGGGGGGGGGGUUGUUUAACUAGCCCGGUAACUUGUGUUGACAAGCAGCUCAGCUGAUGUCUGUAUGCUUUCCAAGGAAGGGGCUUAUCAAGGAGACCAGCAUGUCUCCACCCUUUUGUGGAGAGGAUGACUCUGAUGGAUCCAGCUCUUUGGGGAAAAAUGGACAAGGAAGAGCUGCCAAGUGGUGGGCUCCUCGCUGUAGCUCCAUGGUCUCCCUGGACCUAGACAAGAAGAGACACUUUUUCCACAGGCUCUGGGGUGGCCUUUUGCAUAUGAUGCUGUUUUCAAACAAGGAUUUGGUCUUGUUUGAUGUUUCACACUGUGUGUGUCUUUUUCGUAGACUUUUAUCUUCACUUGAUGUCUAUGAAUCUCGUUACACCUAAAAUGAUAAUAAAUAUAUUAAAAAAAACGUU